AUGGGGGAUUCACGCCCAACACAUCAACACGCUGACGCCGACGGCCACUUUCGACGGAAAGACAGUGUAUUUCGGAACUGGAUCUCCAAAGAACCAGGUGCCAAGUUUGCUCCCGAGAAGGAUCGAUAUGCGAUCUACGCCAACUACGGUUGUCCUUGGGCGCAUCGAACCAUCCUUGUUCGCGCCCUCAAAUCCCUUGAACCCUUGAUCCAACUAAUUACCACCGACUUCGAUCUCACCGAGAAUGGCUGGCUUUUCACUGGCCGAAAUGGUUCCAUGGGCGCUGACCCUCUCUAUGGCUUUACGGCCUUGAAACAACUUUACCUCAAGGCUGACCCCAACUAUGUCGGCCGGUACACGGUGCCGGUACUAUGGGACAAGAAGACUGGGACCAUCGUCAACAACGAGUCCAGCGAGAUCAUUCGAAUGCUUUACGACUCGUUUGAUGAAUUCUUGGAACCGGACCAGCGAGAGGUCAAUAAACCUGGUGGGGGUUUCUACCCACCACAUCUCCGCAAGCAAAUUGAUGACAUGAACGAAUGGGUCUACCACACCGUCAACAACGGUGUCUACAAGUGCGGUUUUGCCACCACCCAAGAAGCCUAUGACGCCAAUAUCUACCCGCUAUUCCAAUCUCUCGAUAGACUAGAGGAACACCUCGGAGACCCUGCUCACCAACCCUACCUUUUCGGCGAGCACAUCACCGAAGCAGACAUAAGAUUGUAUACGACUCUGGCUCGCUUUGACGUUGCCUACUACAACAUCUUCAACUGCAACCUCAAGAUGAUAAGACACGACUACCCACGACUGUCCAAGUGGCUACGCAACCUAUAUUGGGAUACGUCAGACCGGACGAACGGCGGCGUGUUCAAGAAAACCACGUUCUUUGAGGUCUACAAGUACGGCUACUUGCGGGCCAAAGGUCGUCAGCUUUAUGGUGGCAGCGACCUUGGGUGGCCCAUAAUUCUCCCCCGGGGACCUAUGCCGGAUAUCGAGCCCCUGACGGACGAGGAGGAGCGUGAACUCAUCAACGGUACGGCCAAGAAGCUGAACGGGCUGAACCUCCAGGACAGUGGAACCGGUCCGAUCAGCUUCAACCCAUUUUCGGCGCAAGGUGACGGACGUGGCAUGAGCGCCAUCUUCGGUGCGGACAUUGACUCGCCGGCCGACGAAGUGGACAGCACGGCCCCCACCACGACGGUGGGUUCGCCAUCGACAAAGGACGAAGAAGAAGAUCGUGAAACCGGCUUUGACGAGAACGGCGAGUUCCACCCUCGCCGCAUGAUCAAACGGCGAACUACGCACAGUGAAGAGAAUGCCAAGUGGUAUAAGGCGGCGAAAAAGGCCGAGAAGAAAUCCGGGGCUCCAACUAUGCAUUUGGCUUUGUAA
Molecule: messenger RNA, 1389 nt
Organism: Rhinocladiella mackenziei CBS 650.93
Lineage: Eukaryota; Fungi; Ascomycota; Eurotiomycetes; Chaetothyriales; Herpotrichiellaceae
Exons: 3
Coding region: 1-1389 (462 amino acids)
Cellular component (GO): cytoplasm
Molecular function (GO): glutathione transferase activity
Source: RefSeq, a predicted model, not a curated record